GCAAAACAUACGCGUGUGCCGUGUGCCGUAUCAGCCCACAUGUCCACGUCAGCUGGUUGAUUCUUAAGUUUUCAGAUCUUGCAGAUAAAACUUAAAAAAAAAAAGAAGAAAAAAAAAAGCCCUGACCUAACCUGCAAUGCCUUCGUACCUCUUUGUAAAUUUGUCUUAAGGUACCUAAAAACAGCCGCUCAUUCCUACGUUACCUUACACUCGCUAAGAAACGCCUUACAAAACAAAUAAACAUGGCCCCGGUUCACGAGAGGCCCGGACUAUUCAUUUCCGAACAUCUGCUCCGAAGCGCGAGAGCUGCCGUGGUAGCAGCCGGCCCCGAGGUUGCUAGACUGGCCCGGAGAGAUGUCAUAUCGCCCCGCGAUUUAACCGUUACCAGCGAUGCCCAAAAAGUUACAUUGGGUAUCAUCGCCGUCUAUGUUGUCGUUAUUGCCAUAUUAUGGAAUGUUCCCUAUGUGCGAUGGUCGUUAUGGCCUUUCAAGAUGCUUGUCAUUGCGUUUCAUGAGUUCGGACACGCCAUAACUGCCUGUUGUACAGGUGGCCGUGUCAAAUCCAUCUCACUUGACCCUCGUGAGGGAGGUGUUACACAUAUGGUUGGAGGAAAGAGUGCUAUCACGCUACCUGCUGGUUACCUAGGAUCGUCCCUCAUCGGUGCCCUACUUAUCUUCUGCGGCUUUGACAUCGUCGCAAGCAAGAUCGCCAGUCUAGUUUUAGGCGUGUGCUUCUUACUGACGCUCUGGUGGGGAAAGAGAGAUUGGCUGACAAUCGUAACUAUCUUACUUGCCGUCGGACUCUUGGUGGGCUUCUGGUUCAUUUCUCAUGCCGAGCCGCUAAGAUUCCUGGUGCUCUUCAUCGGCGUGAUGAGCUCGCUGUACAGCGUCUGGGAUAUUUGCGAUGAUUUGAUCCUCCGUAAAGUCAAUAGUUCCGAUGCCAGCGUGUUCGCCGAGCGCUACGGUGGUUCCUCUCAAUGCUGGGGUGUCAUCUGGUCCAUUAUUUCAGUUUGUUUUAUGGCUGCCGGAAUCAUUGCCGGCAUCGCUGCAUUCCCUCAAUCAUUCGCAGAACAAGAAGAGGAUUCAAAGAAAUUCAUUCCGACCCUCUAAGCAACGAGCAAGAAUGGUGGGCUUUGGUAUCACAAAGUUACAUCUCUUAAUUUUGUGGAGUUUGAAAGCUUCUAAACGAGGCUUUUACAAUGGGUGGUUAUGAAAAGGUUAAGAGGGUAUACCCAUAGAGCGGGUUCCUUUUUCUUGUCUAAUGUAGAUACCCUUUACUGUUAUCAAGUUGGAUUUGUUCUUUUAGUCCGGCUUGUUUGUGCGUUACCUCAUUGCUGAAACGUAGGCCUUUUACCCAAUAACAUCUCCAUAUCGCGCACUAGAGCUCAAUAGUCAGUGUACAGCCUCCUUUAAUGUAACAGACGCGGCUUUUUUUAUAAAAAAAUCAG
Daldinia caldariorum is the source of this 1447-nucleotide messenger RNA. Its product is annotated as peptidase M50B-like-domain-containing protein. Lineage: Eukaryota; Fungi; Ascomycota; Sordariomycetes; Xylariales; Hypoxylaceae. The transcript has 5 exons. The coding region runs from base 243 to 1109 and encodes 288 amino acids. Gene Ontology annotation, biological process: proteolysis. The record is from RefSeq and is a predicted model, not a curated record. Gene Ontology annotation, molecular function: ATP-dependent peptidase activity; metalloendopeptidase activity; ATP binding.